Sipha flava (yellow sugarcane aphid) is the source of this 636-nucleotide messenger RNA. RefSeq lists its product as uncharacterized. Gene Ontology annotation, molecular function: protein binding; RNA binding. Bases 61 to 636 code for a protein of 191 amino acids. The record is from RefSeq and is a predicted model, not a curated record. Lineage: Eukaryota; Metazoa; Arthropoda; Insecta; Hemiptera; Aphididae. The transcript has 7 exons.
CUGCUGUCAAGUACAGAUUACAGUUGAAAGAAAUAUUAAUUUUUUCAAUUAAUAACAACUAUGGAAGCUAGUCUUAAACCAGUUACCCCAUCUUUUUUCAAGAAUAUAUUGAAUAGUUUUCAUUUCCAAUAUUAUAAAAGGUCUUUAGCCCAUUGCAAAUUUAUCGGUGAAUUAUUCAAACAAGGGGCUUUUACCGAAAAAAAUAUACUGUCGUUCAUUCACGAAUUGAUGAAAGUAAAAGAUAUUCUGAAUAUUCAUUGCUUAUGUAUAAUAUUACAAAUAGCAGGACAAAAAUUAUCAAAAACUCAUAAUUUGGACGGUAUAGUACAUCAUAUUUUAUUAUUUAAAAAUGAAAACACUGUCCUCAUAAAAAUGUCACCAACUCUUCAGUCUUUGAUAUUCAAAAUACAAAACUUGCAUUUAAAAUGUUGGAUACAUGAAGAACCUCUUAAGUUAAUUGAGGACAAUGAACAAUAUAUUUCCUUUGAAAAUUUGCCGGAGCAAUUAAAAAAACUAUAUGAUCUUAAAUCAUAUACAGUAAUGGCCCAAUGUAUUAUUGAUGAAUGUAUGGCUGUUCUUAACGGUUUUAACAAGAUAAAUAUUAAUAUUGUUAUUAUGAAGAAGAAUAAUAAAUAA